CAAUGUUCUAUUCUAUUCCACUUUUGCAAAACACACAAAUUUCAUAAUUCUACUAAAGAUGGAAUUCAAAAUUAUCAUAAUCUUUCUAGUAAUUCUAGGAGCAUUUAAGGUAAACGGAGAGGAAAAUCUGCCUGGAAAGGAGUUAACAUUGGAGGAUCACACAAGAUUGAAUGGAGAUGAGAAGAAAGCUCUCGAACAGCUCAAGGAAAGAAUUUAUCCCCGAAUUACUGAAGAGUUCAUGAAAAAUGAUUUGUACUUGUUGCGGUUUCUUCAAGCUCGAGAUUUUGACCCGGAGAAAGCUGAACUCAUGUUUCGAAAUCACAUUCAAUGGCGUGAAGAAAACCAGAUGGACACAAUUAACCAAGAAGACUGGGCAGAAAUGAUGAAACUUUUCCCUUACACGGUUCAAGGACGCGAUAAGUCUGGCAGACCGAUUUUGCUAAUGAAUUUUAAAAAGUGGGACAUUUCCAAAUGGAAUUUGGAUCCGGAAAAGCAUAAGAAGCUUGUCCGUCACUUCAACAAGAUGACGGAUGAUGCUGCAGCCCAAGUUUUUAAAGAACAACAGGCUGGGAAAAAUGUGACCCAAUUCCUCUGGCUUGUUGACAUGGACAAAGUUAAUGUUAUGCAACAUGUCAACAUUGCAAGUGCCACUUUCUACUGGGAUAUUACCAAUUCGUGGGAAAUAAAUAAUCCAAAAUUGGCCACGAAAAUAAUGUUGUUGAAUUCUCCAUCCAUUUUUCACAACCUGAUCAUUCCAGGCAUGCGUCAGAUCAUGUCGGACCAUACGAAUAAUGCGUUUGACGACUACCGAGAUAAAGCUACCUGGAAACCGUUGGUGGACAAUUUGGUCGAUGUGAAUCAACUACCUCCGCAAUACGGGGGGACAAAGGGGUCGAAAAAAAUGGUGGCUCAACCACAUCAAGGAGGAAAACUGGUUGGAACUUUCCAAAAAAGACCUGAUGGGACUUGGGUCACGGUAGGAAAAUAAAAUCAGCCAUUCAAUUUUCUUAAAAUUUCUAAUGUAGUUUGUAUUACUACAUGGAAAUCAUUGAAUAAUUAAAACAAGUGGAGAAUGAAAUAUUCCUAAAGUGUUUAAAUAAUUUGGUAAAUAAAUAUUCAAAAUUUGCAAUGCAAUAAUAA
Messenger RNA from Folsomia candida, 1140 nucleotides. RefSeq names its product SEC14-like protein 2. The transcript is spliced from 8 exons. NCBI's taxonomy places the organism in Eukaryota, Metazoa, Arthropoda, Collembola, Entomobryomorpha, Isotomidae. Bases 59 to 988 code for a protein of 309 amino acids. Gene Ontology annotation, cellular component: cytoplasm. The record is from RefSeq and is a predicted model, not a curated record.